Heterostelium album PN500 is the source of this 2481-nucleotide messenger RNA. Its product is annotated as MFS transporter. The transcript is spliced from 2 exons. The record is from RefSeq and is a predicted model, not a curated record. The coding region runs from base 1 to 2481 and encodes 826 amino acids. NCBI's taxonomy places the organism in Eukaryota, Evosea, Eumycetozoa, Acytosteliales, Acytosteliaceae. Gene Ontology annotation, biological process: transmembrane transport. Gene Ontology annotation, molecular function: transmembrane transporter activity.
AUGAAGACUUUAAUAGAUGAAGGUGACGAUCAUCUAAAAGAUUCAUACGAUUCAAAUAAUAAUCAUCAACAUCAACAUAUAGAUUUACAUAUUGAUGAUUUAGAGAGUAAUAAUAGUCAACAACAACAACAACAACAACAACAACAAGUUCAACAUCAUAAUAAUAAUAGUCAACAACAACAACAACAACAACAACAACAACAACAACAACAACAACAACAACAACAACAACAACAACAAAAGAAACAAAUUCAUUUUAAAAAAUCGGGAGUUUCCGACUCGGAGUUGGCUGAUAAUGUUAGUUUGAUCAGUAGUAGUAAUGCUAGUGUUGUUAGUAGCAUCAAUUUAGAUACACACUUACAGGAUGACGAUGAAGUAGAGAACUUCAAGAACAAGCGUAACAAAUCAGAAUUGGAAUUCACCAUGGGCUAUGGACAGGACGAGAUAGAGAUAGAGCUGGAUCCAGAUACACUCGAGCUAAUAAACAGACCAAAUUACAAAGGUGUUAAAAGUUCAUUAGAUAUGACAGAUCACAACUCAAAUCUUAAAAAUACAAAACAAAUAAUACCAGAAGGUUUAAAUUUCAAUAACAAUAAUAACAAAAUUAAUACUAAAAAUAACAAUAACAAUAAUAAUAAUAAUAUAAAUAAUAUUGAUAAUAAUAGUAGUAAUAAUAAUGAUUAUGAUAGUUUAGAUUUAUCAUAUGGACAUAACAAUAAUAAUAACAAUUCACCAAAUGGAGCUGAUAAAGAUAAUAAUAAUAAUAAAAAAAAUAGAAAUAAUAAUAAUAAUAAUAAUAAUAAUGGUGAUGAAAGUUUCCGUGAAAAAUUAAGACGUUUCGAAUGUGCAGCACCCUAUUUCAGAAUAAUAAGAGAUAAUGCACCCUAUAGAUAUUUGUUUUUUGCAUCGUUGAUCUCCCUCAUGGGUGAUUGGUUCAACGAAUUGGCUUGUAUUUCUUUGUUGACCCGAUUCGAAGCGAGUGGUAUGAUGGUCAGUGUUUUCCUGGUGAUCAGAGAGUGCCCGUCUUUUAUAUUCUCACCGGUGUCCGGUGUGGUAUCGGACCGAUUCGAUCGACGCUACGUCAUGAUUGUGACCGAUGUUCUUCGUAUGGCGUUAGUCCCGCUGUUCUUGCUGGUCCGAAGCAGCGAGAGUCUGUGGUUGCUCUACGUGCUGUCGUUUCUGCAAUUCACUAUCGGGUCGUUCUUCUUGCCUGCGAAAUCAUCGAUGUUCCCAAUGCUUGUGAAGAAAGACGAUUUGAUUACGGCGAACGCUAUCGAUCAGGCGUCGUACUCAUCGAUGAUGUUGAUCGGUGCAAGUCUCGGUGGUCUGAUAAGCUAUGGUUUGGGAACGAAUGCCAACUUUAUCAUUGAUAGUGCUACCUAUCUUGGAUCUGGGCUAUUGGUAUUACAGCUGGUUAGACUCAAAGCUGGAAUGCCACAGAAAUCAAAUAGCAACAAAAUCGAGGAAACACAACAACACGAAAAGCUGCUAGGUGAUGAGGAAAGUGGAAAUCUCAUGGAGGAUAUAGAGUUGGAAAGUAGUAAUAACAAUGACGAUGAAGAUGAAGAAGGAGAGGAAGGAGAAGAUAAUGAUGAUAAUAAUAAUAUUAUAUUAUUAACAAAAGCAAGAGUAUUUAAAAAUCAUGUAAAAAGUGGAAAGAAUAAUAAUAGAGAGAUGGAUAGAAAUAGUAUUGGUAGUGGUAAUAGUGAUCAUUUAGAAGAAGAAAUAGUAACAACAACAAAUAAUAAUAAUGAAGAAAGAAAAUCAUUUAUUAUUGCAAUAGCAAUUGGAUUUAGAGAUUAUUUCAGAAUGUACAAGGAUGGAUUAAAAUAUUUAUAUGACAAUCCAUACAUUUUAAUUAUAUCUCUGACAAAGUCGUUUGGAGCGAUUGUAUGGGCUGGUAUCGAUGCCGUGCUCAUCAAAUUUGCAAAAACCGAAUUCCGAUUCGAUGAAAACGGUUCACUUUCACUAGGGUUGAUCUUGGCGUGUGGAGGAUUGGGUAUCCUGCUAGUACCAUUCAUAUUCGCAAGAAUAAUCAAAGAUAAACCGGAGAAUCAUUUAAAUAUAUUAAGAUUUGGAUUCUUUUUAAAUUGGUUCGGUACUUUUUGGUUAGGAUUCACUUCAAAGGUAUUCCCAGUGUUUUUGAUAUGUAAUGUUUUGCGUUCGACUGCUACCUGUGUGUUGUGGCUGUAUUCCUCUUCGAUUCUGCAACAGUCGGUGCCAGAUCACGUUAGAGGCAGAGUUUUCGCAUUCGAAUUCGGUAUACUUACGAUUGUUGCCACCACCGCGAAAAUGUCAACCGGUAUUCUACUGGACACCGCUCAUAUCUCACCUACCAACAUCACCUAUAUCUUUGGUGGAGUUGGUGUAUUUAUAUUUGUUAUUUGGAACUUGAUCAUCAUUCGCUAUAAAUCCGAUGCAAUCACUGUCAUUGCAAACAAUCAAUCUUCACCAUCAUCAUUAUCAUCAUCAUCAGCAUGA